Strongylus vulgaris is the source of this 399-nucleotide messenger RNA. NCBI's taxonomy places the organism in Eukaryota, Metazoa, Nematoda, Chromadorea, Rhabditida, Strongylidae. The record is from the annotation of a GenBank genome assembly.
AUGAGUGGCAUUUCUGCUGGAACGUUUUCAAAGUCUGAUGAUGAAUGGGAGGCGAAAUCCGCCACAGGCACUGCGCUAAAUGUGGGACCAUUAGAAUUUGUUCAGAAAAUUGCUUCUCAAUUUGAGGCAAAGUUCAGUUUCCAACAUUUUCUGUACGUUGUCGAAUGCGAUGUAAAUGCUGCAGUGAACAUCACAAUCGCUGGAAAGGACUACACCAUAACUUCCAAAAAUGCGAUUAUCCAUGUAGAUGAUAAAACGUGCAUUCUGGCCUUCAAGCCAUUCUUUGGUCGGUCAAAAGCGCCACAAUGGACCCUUGGUGGCCCAUUUCUCCGCGAGUUUUGUAAUAUUCAUGAUGUUGCCGGAAAGCAGAUCGGUUUUGCCAAAGCAAAAUCUGAUUGA